CUUCCGGUCAGACCGGUUGCUCGUUGUAGCUGCUCUUCCCGCUGUUAUGUAGCGCAGCUAAAAUACCCAUAACGUUCGAUGUGUUUUAUGAAACAAAACAACACUUAACCUUUAUUGAUUCGUCAAAUUGUCAAGCUUUGCAUUUCUCCCUGGAUUAUGGGGGACAAGGCCGGCACCCGGGUAUUCAAGAAGUCCAGUCCGAAUUGCAAGAUUACAGUAUACUUGGGGAAAAGGGAUUUUGUGGAUCAUUUAGAUCAGGUGGAUCCUGUAGAUGGAGUCAUACUGGUAGACCCGGAAUAUCUCAAAGACAGAAAAGUAUUUGUGACGUUAACUUGUGCCUUCCGUUAUGGACGGGAGGACCUGGACGUCCUUGGACUUUCCUUCCGGAAAGAUCUUUACAUAUCUACUUUUCAGGCUUUCCCACCUAUAGCGGAAGAGCGCAAGGCCAACAGUCGACUUCAGGAGAGACUCCUGAAGAAAUUGGGCCAGCAGGCUCAUCCUUUUCACUUUACUAUCCCCCAAAACUUGCCAUGUUCAGUUACCCUGCAGCCUGGUCCUGAAGACACUGGAAAGGCCUGUGGGGUAGAUUAUGAGAUAAGAGCUUUCUGUGCCAGGUCUGUGGAGGAGAAGAUUCAUAAACGAAAUUCUGUCAGAUUGGUGAUUCGUAAAGUGCAGUAUGCUCCUGAGAAGCCCGGUCCUCAGCCGAUGGUGGAGACAACACGGAGCUUCCUGAUGUCUGACCGCUCUCUGCAUCUUGAGGCGUCUCUAGAUAAAGAGUUGUAUUAUCACGGAGAGCCCAUCAGCGUGAAUGUUCACGUCACCAACAACUCAACCAAGACUGUGAAACGAGUCAAAAUAUCAGUGCGGCAGUAUGCUGACAUCUGUCUGUUCAGCACAGCUCAGUACAAAUGUCCUGUGGCUCAGCUUGAGGCAGAUGACCAGGUGUCAUCCAGCUCCACAUUCUGUAAGGUGUACACUCUCACUCCCACCCUGAAUAAUAACCGAGAGAAGCGAGGGCUGGCUCUUGAUGGCAAGCUCAAGCAUGAAGAUACCAACCUGGCCUCCAGCACCAUUGUUAAAGACGGAUGUAAUAAGGAGGUUCUUGGAGUUCUGGUGUCGUAUCGAGUCAAAGUUAAGCUGGUCGUCUCCCGUGGAGGACUUUUAAGCAGCUUACUGGAGAGAGACGUCUCAGUCGAGCUCCCAUUUGUCCUAAUGCAUCCUAAACCGAUAGAUGUUCCCACUUCUCGACCAGCCUCAGCUGUGCCCGAGGCGGACCCUCCUAUCGAUACCAACCUCAUAGAGUUUGACACAAAUAGCUUCACCCAGGAUGAUGACCUGGUGUUUGAAGAUUUUGCCCGUUUGCGGUUAAAAGGAACCACUGAUGAUAAGGAUGAGGACUGCUGAGCCUUCUUUCCUUCUCUUUUUUUUUUUCUCACUCAGCCUGGAAACUUACAGCAUGAAGAUGAAGAAAAAUCACCAUCUAAUUUACUCCAAAAGAACAAUCUUUCAUAUCGGAUCUCCUUCCUAGUCCUAUUAUCAUUCCUUUGAUGAAACUGUUUUGCCAACAUUUUCCAAACGCCAAAAAGGAUCAUUUGAGGAGAGGUGCUGUAACUUAAAGAGCACUGAACAAAAGGAAAAAAAAAAAAAAAAAACAUGAGAGAAUUAACCUCCUUCUCUUAUGAGCGCAUGUGAUUCUUGUGCCAAGCAUCCAUGUAGGAAAUCUAGAUGCCACAUUACAAUGCCAGUAAUUGCACAUAGGUCUGUUCAAGUCUAAGGAGAGCUGCAGGUCUGUAAUCAUUCUCACUAGACUAGCUUGGUUACAGACGUUUCUAUGUGUUGCGGGUAAUAUAAAUAUACCUGCACUGCUGAUAAUGUGAACAAGCCAAACUGCAAGAAUGCAGUGGAAUCUAAAAAUAAAAAUCUGAGCUAGAUUUAUUUUAAAUUUAUAAAAUAAGCAACCUAAAAAGUAUAAACUUCCUCUACACGUGGUUUUACGAUCAUCUACUCUUUUUACUGGGAGUCUUGUACUGUAUAUGCUAGAAAUUAAUGCCAUUUUGAUAACAGUGAACUUUUCUUUUCCUCAUACCAAGCUGCCCUUCGCAUGUAGGCCGAGUUCUUUCCCGAGAAUCAUUUAGACCAACAUUAUAUGCGGUAUAAAAUAGGCGAAUAUAAAAUGUAUUUCCUGAAUGUUUUUAUUACCGGGACAGGACAAUGGUGCAGCAACAGGGAGCAUCGCUGCUUCACAGCUCCAGGUCCAUUUCUGAGCUUGUGUUACUGUCUGUGUAGAGUUCUGCACAUUUCUCCACAAGUUUCCUUCCACCAACCCAAACCUAUAGGGGGUUUGGAAACGUGUACAUGAUGCCCUGUGGUGUUCUAUUCAGUGUAUGUUCGCCCCAUAUAUUCCCGACACCCUGCAACACCGACAGGAUGAAACAGUUACUGAUGAUGAAUUAUAAUUCAUCAUAAAAUUGGAAAAGUAACGUGUUGUUGUCGUGCUUCUUUCAGCUGCUCCCUGUUCAGGGUCACCACAGCGGAUCAUUCGGUCCGCAUUUUUCAAUUUGGCACGGGACGCCCUUCCUGAUGCAACCCUCCCGUUUUAUCCGGGCUUGAGAAUACUUAUUUACUCAGAAAUCCCAACAACAAUUAUCACAAAACUCCUCCAUCAUAACAAAAAGUCCCUCAUAAGAGCAUAUUGUGACAUAUUUUACAAAAGUGAAUCCCUGCUCUCUUGCUCCGAAUGUGCUGAAUCCAUAGAGCGAGUCUUGUCUGUUUUAGCCAAAUGUGGCAUCUAGGUGGCCUACAUAAUGCCAACUAUGGUUAGAGGUUAAAUACAAAAACAAAAAAAGGAUUUGGAAAAGAAAUCCAAACUGCGUGAAUUUCUGUUUUGUUGUUCUGUGAUAUCUUGAAGUUGAUUUUGAAAUGCCUUUUUAGCUUAAUUUCCACAAUGUGUUUUGACUUUAGUAACUGAGUGUUAAUAAUCUUCAUUAUUCUGAGUUAUAACACAAACAUGCUACAGAAAUAACUGUAUUGGGAAUGCCAGGCGUAAGCACUGACACACACACACACCUCUUUGCCCUGCGUUAUGUUUUACAAAGAGUUUACAAAGUUACACAGUUAAACAUGUUUAAUACUAAUAGGCUGUCUGUUUGUGUUGUCCAUGGCAUACUGUGUCCAACCCUCAGGUACACUGGUUUAUUCCUUCUUCAUUCAGAGAUAUGUGACAGGGACGGUGCUGAGUGCGCAUCAGUCGAGCUGUAACGGUCAUCUGCACGUCGGAACGGUGUUUACAUUUACAUUUCCCACACAGCACCUUCAUGUGUAAAUAAAACAUGCUACUUUUGGUGGGGAAAGAAAAAAUCAUCACGUCUCGAGAAAAAAAAGACGUAUAAUUAUCUUCAUGUUAAUUCAAGUUUAAUAACUGUGACAUGUCAUUUUCUUUUUUUUAUUUCAGAAUUUAUUUAAUUUUUUUAAUAAAAUAUAUAAAAUGCCAAA
Hemibagrus wyckioides is the source of this 3492-nucleotide messenger RNA. It is a transcript of the gene arrb2a, whose product is annotated as arrestin, beta 2a. NCBI's taxonomy places the organism in Eukaryota, Metazoa, Chordata, Actinopteri, Siluriformes, Bagridae. Gene Ontology annotation, biological process: positive regulation of ERK1 and ERK2 cascade; signal transduction; G protein-coupled receptor internalization. The transcript is spliced from 16 exons. The record is from RefSeq and is a predicted model, not a curated record. Gene Ontology annotation, molecular function: angiotensin receptor binding. Gene Ontology annotation, cellular component: cytoplasm. Bases 157 to 1404 code for a protein of 415 amino acids.